Molecule: messenger RNA, 759 nt
Organism: Heterobasidion irregulare TC 32-1
Lineage: Eukaryota; Fungi; Basidiomycota; Agaricomycetes; Russulales; Bondarzewiaceae
Exons: 1
Coding region: 557-727 (56 amino acids)
Source: RefSeq, a predicted model, not a curated record
CUGACAGGGCUCCGCGUGCAGUGGAACUGUCGGACAUGAUGAACAAUGAUGCAGAACAGCACUCAACGCACCGUAAGCCGUGACACAUCCAAGUCUAUCUCAGCAGAAGACGCAGCGAGAGAGUAAAAACACGUAAGAUACCAGCGAUAGAAACAAGGGCGUGUCUCUCAACGAGGGUGCCCAGCGAAAAAAAUCGUCUUUCAGGGACUCGCCAUCGGCAUAGGGACGACCAAUGAGGAACUAGCGUGAGAAAGACGGUCGCCAAUUCGGCAUAGCAAGGGUUCAGCGUCAUAACUUCAGAUGUCGGGAGGGGAAAUGGUGCGAUAAGACCACGGCGGAAUCGGAAGACAGCGUCGGCAGGGUAUGAUAAGACAUGGCUGCUAGACGGAUCACGACACGAAGAUAAGCUUUUUUGAACUUACGUAUGAUACCAUCACAAACGAGCACUGCUACGACACUGCUGCGACACUGCUAUAGCACAGCGCGGUGAACGUUCAGUGUGGUCCAACAAUUCAAAGCAGUACGGAGUGCAUGUGGGUGGUAGUGGGAAAGCAAAAUGGGCCUAGCCAUGGGUGACAAGCGUGUCGGGGCACGCACCAAGAAAGUAGCCUUGUCAGCGCCGACCCUCAAUUCCAAAGCACUGACACUGCUGCGCCAAAUUCCACAUAGGUGCAUGUCCACGAUGUCCAUCUUUCGCGCCCUAGAUGAGGCUCCAAAGAGGAGUUAGAGACGCCAUUUAAGAAGGGAUCGUUGCCCACG